AUGAAUCUAAACAUUUCUAUUAUUCUUUUUCUUCAACUCUUCUUCGGAAACACUUUUUGCCUGCUUCCUGGUGCUGAACCAGAUGAAGGAGACGUUCGUCAUCUGUAUCCGCCUGUCUAUAUUGGUGUGGGGCUGGGAGAGCAUGCACAUGCGAUUCCGUACCUGUUGGGGUGGCUAGAGAAUUUGGAUUACCCGAAGGAUCGAAUUAGGUUGGAAUUGUUUAUUCUGAAUAAAGAAGAUGCAACUAUUCAUCAAGUCAAAUGGUGGAUCGACUCUACAAAGCAAUAUUUCAAAUCCGUAAAAGUCACUGAAGACUCUGAAAACUGGAUGGAAUCUGCACUUCGUAAUGGACGUCUUCAGAAAUCUGAACGCUGUCUUUUGUUUCCGGGGAUACUGUACCUACUGAACCAUGUGGUGGUGUCUCCUCUUUUCCGAUCAAUCGAUGAUUCGUUCAAUAUUGAAGAUCCGUCUGAAAGUCUUCUGGAACGAAAAAAUGUGCGAGAAGAAAUUGUAUCAUUUGCUCUUCCAAUUGCUAUCAAUCUAGUUUCGAUGGAUUCUUCUUAUUUGACAUUUGAUAAAAACAAUCUACCGUAUUACAAGGGAGCAGAUGAUCCAACUGAAGUUUUUGUAACUUCUGCCAAGACUAUGGGCAUUUCUUUAUGGGCUGAUAAUCAGGUCAAUUAUGGAAUUUUUGUGAAUCCGGAACUGGAUAUUGAUGACAGAAGGAACACCAUACGGUACCAUAUUGCUGAUAUGAUAGCAGACGAAAAACCACUUCCGUUUGUGUCCAGAAGUGUGAGACCAUGGCAACCAGAAGCCACUAAACAAGGAGUUGAUAAAAUCUAUCUGAUCAAUUUGAAACGAAGAUCGGAACGUUUGGAUCGGAUGCAAAAGAUUUUCGAUCUCCUAGGAAUUGAAUAUUCGUUGUUAGAAGCAACGGAUGGACAAAAACUGGACCAACUUCCUGAAGAUUUGAAAAACUAUCACAUUUUGGACAAAUAUUUAGAUCCAAUCACAAAGAGACCAAUGAAAAAUGGAGAGAUUGGAUGCUUCUUGAGUCAUUAUAGAAUUUGGCAAGAUGUGGUCAAAAACAAAUACGAAAAGGUGAUCGUAUUCGAAGAUGAUCUUCGAUUUUCACACGAUGGAUUGACCAGAGUCCGAGAAGUUUUACAAGAUCUCGGUGCUUCUGGAAAGGAAUGGGAUUUGAUUUAUUUGGGAAGAAAGAAACAAUCAGAUAGCGAGGAAUUGUGGAUUUCCUAUCACCGACAUUUGUCAUCUGUGGAGUAUUCUUAUUGGACUCUUGGAUACAUGUUGUCUCUCCGUGGUGCUGAAAAACUAUUGGCUGCAGAGCCAUUGAACAAAAUGGUUCCAGUGGAUGAAUAUCUUCCGAUUAUGUUUGAUAAACACCCAAAUAAGGAUUGGUCGUCUCAAUUCGAACAUCGAAAUCUCAACGCCUUCACUCUGUAUCCAUUGGUAGUCUUUCCUCAAAGAUACACCAAUCAACCAGGAUACAUUUCGGAUACUGAAGACUCCGUUAUAGUGACAAUAAAACCUAUAAAUACUGAAUUAUAG
This is a messenger RNA of Caenorhabditis briggsae, 1572 nucleotides long. The transcript is spliced from 6 exons. NCBI's taxonomy places the organism in Eukaryota, Metazoa, Nematoda, Chromadorea, Rhabditida, Rhabditidae. Bases 1 to 1572 code for a protein of 523 amino acids. Gene Ontology annotation, molecular function: procollagen galactosyltransferase activity. The record is from RefSeq and is a predicted model, not a curated record.